AUGCCUCCCCCGAAUCCGCAGGACCGUUCGAAUCCGUCCUCCCCACCCAUUCCCCUGGUUGACCUGGGCUAUCCAUCAGAAUCCGGCGAUCUAGGAGAUGGAAGGCGGCAACACACUCGCGGCAGAAGUCUUCUGGGGGGCGUAUCGCGGCCAACAAGUGGUGGUUAUGGAAAUGGGCCCAGAUACGAGAUGAUUGGGAAUAACUCACCAAGUCCUCCGAUGGGACGACCUCCCCAACGGCCAUUGCAAGCUCCAUCUUUAUCCAUCCAGCAAAGCAAUUAUGACGACCCAGGGACGCCAAUAUCACCGGUCGAUCCUGGGGCAUUUCAGAGCGCGAUGGGGUUUGCUGGGUUGCUGGUACCGGAUAUCAGUGUAUCGCAGCCUCCGCCAAUGUCGAGAACACAAUCCCCAUUCGGCCCAUAUGGUUCAGGAGAUUAUGAUGGGAUUUCUCCAUAUGGCGGAGACUCUGGAGACGAUUUGGCGUAUCAGGGCACUAGCUACUUUGAGGGACCAACAGAUACGGAUAGCAUACCUCUGACAGACACAAGUCACCUCCAACCUAUAGACGGAUCCGAGGCAUACAACUCGAGAGGGCAGCGGCACGAUAGAUCUGGAAGCUGGGAUGAUGUCAAUAUCAACGCUUCGGACUCCUCCAGGAGAAGGAGGAGUACAAGAAACAGACUUGGGGAUAAUCUUUCUUCAGCAGAACAAGGACACUCUCCCAGUAGUGGCCGUUCGCGGGCACAUAGUUAUGGAAAUGCUCUUACGCCAGAUGGUCGACAUCGAUCUAGAUCACCCUCGACGACAUCAGGCGCUUUUUUGCGAGCUGGGUCUAUAGUCAGAGCGAUGUCACAGCGUGUUGUGAACAUCAGUGGUGAGGCCGAAUUUAUCGAGGCCAGCGCUCGCCGCGCAACAACCAGAAUCUCUAGACAACCCAGUCUAUCGACGAUGGCAAGUUUGAGUGACGAAGAAGAAAUUCGAUUCCAACCCAAACACAAAAAAGACCCGCUUGCAGCUGGACCUAACCCGCAGGUCAAUUUACCGACAGCACCUGUUGAAAAAGCAAUGAAGUUUUUCGGGAAGGGCCAGCCAGAACCUUCAUUUGACGAGGAGACUGAGAAGCCUCCAAACCCUUUGCGGGGUAAAUCUCUAGGCAUAUUUUCUCAGGAUAGUAAAAUCAGAACAUGGCUUUGCGAUGUGCUGGUAUAUCCACUUACAGAACCGGUCAUUCUCAUCCUCAUCAUGGUUCAGACCGUGUUGCUUGCUGUCGAGUCAUCCAGAGAUGUAUUUACACAUCCACGUCCACCAGGCUGGGGCAGCACAGCGAAUGAUUACGCCAUUCUUGCUUUGUUUAUAGUCUUCACGUUUGAACUCGUUGCUCGUAUCAUAGUAUCUGGGCUCAUAAUCAAUGCUCCGGAAUACAGCGCCACAAGAAAAAAAGGAGGAAUCAAAGCGAUCAUCGCUGAUCGCUACCGUACAAUAUUCAAACCGGAAAGGCACAACUCGCAAAGAGGACCCCGUCCAAAUCCUCUUCUUAGCGCACAGACUGUCGUGCGCUCAUUUACCGCCAUUCAGGGAGAUAAAGUGAAGACUGUCGAACAAGCUCAGCGACUUCAAUUAGCAAGACGUGCGUUCCUGAGGCAUGGUUUCAACAGGCUUGACUUCGUAGCUGUAUUUGCUUUUUGGGUAGCUUUCGUCCUUGGUAUUACAAGAGUCGAAUCUGAUCGGCAUUUCUACGUUUUUCGGAUGUUGAGUUGUCUGCGAAUUCUUCGACUCCUAGCUUUGACGCACGGUACUGCAAUCAUUCUUCGAAGCUUGAAAAAAGCAGCACCAUUACUUGUGAACGUGUCUUUUCUUAUCGGAUUCUUCUGGCUUCUAUUCGCGAUCAUUGGUGUACAGAGCUUCAAAUCUAGCUUUGAUCGCCAAUGUGUAUGGGUAGACUCAACGGACCCGACCAACAGUACUGGUAGCGCCUGGGUAAAUUCUGGUCAAUUUUGUGGAGGCCAGUUUACGUUGGACGGACUCCAUGAGACUUGGAAACAUGGCCCUAUGAUCAAUACAGCUGCUAAGGAUCUCAUAUCAUCAAACAACAGUAUCAAGGGCUACCUGUGUCCAGCGGGGUCAUAUUGUCUAGAGCUGCCGCACGAAUUGCUUCCUUUCAAUGGGACCGUUAGCUUUGAUAAUAUAUUUCAGUCCCUGGAAUUGGUUUUUGUGGUCAUGACUGCGAAUACCUUUACUGACCUGAUGUAUUACACUAUGGACUCAGACUACUUGGCUGCAGCUCUAUUCUUUGCCGGUGGAAUUAUGAUCAUGAUGCUGUGGCUUCUCAAUUUGCUCAUUGCUGUCAUCACAUCAUCUUUUCAAGUUAUAAGAGAAGAGGGAAAGGCGAGCGCAUUCGCAGCUCAUGUGAAGAACAUGUUGCCGACACAUGAUCCAGAAGCUCCUCCACGCCUCGGAUCCCUCAAAAGGCUUUACGACAAGACGUAUUGGUUCUGGAUUGUUUGUAUCACUUACGACUUGGUGUGCCAAGCUGCACAGAGCGCUACCAUGUCUCCAACUCGAAAGGCAUUUAUUGGCAACUCGGAGAUAGUGGUUACCUUUAUACUGUUCAUCGAGAUAAUAAUUCGUUUUGCCGUUGACUGGCGAGGCUUUACUCGAAACAAAAAAAAUUGGUUCGAUCUUGGAAUAGCGGUGAUUACAAUGGUCAUUCUGAUUCCUCCUAUCCGGAACUCGGGGCAGCCAUACGCUUGGCUGACCGUUUUUCAAUUGAUCAGAGUCUACCGCGUAAUUAUCGCUGUACCCGUCACUCGAGAUCUCAUUACUCUCGUUUUGGGUAACGCGAGCGGUAUUGCUAACCUGAUGCUCUUUGUGUUUCUGAUUACGUUCCUCCUUUCGAUCUUCGCCGUGCAACUUCUACGAGGGGAAUUACCUUCGCAACUGGAUGGAGACGACGUCCAAGCCACUUUUUCUACAAUAUACAACGCCUUCCUGGGCAUGUAUCAGGUGCUGUCUAGUGAAAACUGGACCUCUAUACUCUAUAACGUCACUGGUGUGGGAAGGUCCCGAGAUUCCGCCUGGAUCGGAGCCGCAUUCUUUAUUGGAUGGUUCAUUCUUGCAAAUUUCAUCUUGGUGAAUAUGUUCAUAGCAGUCAUCCAAGAGAAUUUUGAUGUUUCAGAGGACGAGAAACGUAUGUACCAAGUGAAAGCUUUCUUGAAUAGGAAGGAGUUAGGUGGCGGGACCAGUAACCUAUCUCUCUCUGCCAUUUUCCGUUUCGGCAAGGCGAGAUCGACAAAAGACCCUUUAGAUUAUGGUCCAGCUACUAUGGAAAUGCUUCUCAAGGACGCUGUUGUCAAAGACUUUCUUGAUGAUGAAAUUCGGGCUGCUGAACAGACGACUCCAGCCCUGAAUACCCAACCAACAGAGCCGGUUAUAAUCACUCCAGGUUUGAUUACCCGACUGCGCGCAAGGUUUAAGAGAGGGAUAUUCAAUAGUGAACCAAAUCCGUUCUAUUCAAACAUCGAGUUCUCUACCCGAACCGACGAGACCACGGAUGCCAGAACAUUGGCGAAAGAAGCUGUAUCUGCGACAUCUCAACGCAAGAAAGCACAGCGAGAAUAUUUAGCUCGGCAUCCCACGUACAACAACGUUCUGUUCAUACUCGCCCCCACAAAUCCGAUCCGUCGUUUCUGUCAGAGAAUCGUUGGUCCAGGACGAGGAAUGGAAAGGUUCGAUGGCGUCGAACCCAACAGGGCGGUUUGGUAUGCAUUUUCAGCAUUCAUCUAUGCUGCAAUAGUAGCGAUGGUUCUUCUCGCUUGUGUGACCACUCCGCUAUAUCAAAAAGAGUAUUUCGAUCAGCACAGGUUCAGCGUGCAGAACUGGUUCGUGUGGGUCGACAUGUCGUUUGCUAUCGUAUUCUCGGUGGAAGCACUGAUCAAAAUUAUCGCGGAUGGCCUGUUCUUUACGCCCAACGCCUAUUUCAGAAGCUCGUGGGGGAUGAUCGAUGGUAUUGUGCUUAUAACUUUCUGGAUCAAUGUCAUAACCUCGCUCAUGGACGAUGGUGAGGUAUCAAGAGCUGUUGGGGCGUUUAAAGCAUUGCGCGCUCUAAGAUUACUCAACGUCAGUGACAGUGCUAGGGAGACCUUUCACUCACUGAUUGUCGUUGGAGGCGCCAAAUUCUUCUCCGCUGCUUUCGUCACUUUCUCCCUUUUGAUUCCAUUCGCCAUAUACGGCGUGAACCUUUUCAGCGGCCAGCUUGUCGCGUGCAACGACAAUGGUAGUGGUAUCACGCAAGUAGCUGACUGCUUCGGCGAAUAUGGGUCAACGCCUUUCAGCGGUAAUUGGCCAAUGAUUGCACCUCGAGUUGCAUCUAAUAACUGGUUCGACUUUGAUGACUUCCCGAGCUCCCUCUUCAUACUCUUCCAGAUCGUCUCUCAAGAGGGCUGGGUUGACGUUAUGUGGUCAGCGGAGAGCAUUGUUGGUCGAGGAUUACAGCCAAUAAUUCUCCAUUCCCAGGGUAACGCCGUCUUUUUUGUCAUUUUCAAUCUGCUCGCCACAGUCUUCGUACUUACCCUGUUUAUUUCCGUCUUUAUGCGAAAUUACACGGAACAGACUGGAGUUGCUUUCUUGACCGCGGAUCAAAGAUCAUGGCUGGAGUUGCGCAAGCUUCUCAAACAAGUGUCACCGUCCAAACGACCUUCCAGCACGCUUGGUAGAGGCUGGAAAGACUGGUGUUAUAAACGAGCUGUGCGUAAACAUGGAAAAUGGCAAAGAGCCAUGACGUUGGUUCUUGUCUUCCACCUUAUUUUGCUACUGAUCGAAUAUUACCCCGAACCCCGACCAUGGGACAGAGCCAGGAACUACAUAUUCCUCGUCUUCACAGUCUUUUACAUGUCCAACAUCGUCGUGCGCAUUGUCGGACUCAGUUGGUCUAGAUUCAGACGUAGCUCAUGGGAUGUGUUCUCGAUAUUUGCAAUUACGGGGACGCUGGUAUCAACAAUCAUACUGGAAGCGGACGGAGACCAGAGGCAGAUUUACGUUCAACUUCAUAAAUUGUUCCUUGUGUCUGUUGUUCUACUUUUGAUCCCGCGUAAUGACGCUCUGGAUCAACUCUUCAAAACUGCAGCUGCGAGUUUGACUAAUAUUGGAAACCUACUUGCCACAUGGUUUGUCUUCUUCAUUGUCUUCGCCAUUGCCAUGACUCAGACGUUUGGUCUCACAAGAUUUGGGCCAGAAGAAAGCGGCAAUCUCAAUUUCCGUAGCGUACCGAAAGCCCUUAUCCUCCUGUUUAGGAUGUCUGCCGGCGAAGGCUGGAACCAAAUAAUGGAAGACUUUGCGGGGAUAGAACCACCGCUCUGCAAUAGAAAUGAAAGCUUCUUCCAGAGUGACUGCGGGAGUGCUAAUUGGGCCAGAGCACUGUUCAUCUCCUGGAACAUUCUGAGCAUGUACAUCUUUACGAGUCUGUUCGUUUCUCUUAUCUACGAGAGUUUCAGUUACGUAUAUCAACAUUCCAGCGGUCUUGGUAAAGUCAGUCGAGAAGAGAUUCGACGAUUCAAACAAGCAUGGGCCACACUUGACCCCGAAGGAACAGGUUAUAUCACCAAAGAGCAAUUUCCCCGGCUGCUAGGUGAACUCUCGGGCGUGUUCGAGAUGCGUAUUUAUAGCCACGAAAAUUCUGUUAGAGGUAUCCUCGAAGAUAUUCAGGCACAGGGAACUUCCGGGCGAAUCUCUGCUUUGGCAACCGGAGGUGGUAGUUCGAGCGGAGUCAACCUAAAGUUGCUCAAUAAACGCCUUGCUCAAAUAGAUCCAGAGGAAGUCCGACGAGCAAGACAGCGCUAUAAUUUGUUCUUUGAGGAAGUCAUGGUAUCUGCAGACGUCGACCGUGGUAUCUCAUUUACCACAGUUCUUAUGAUCUUAGCGCAUUACAACGUCAUCAGUGAUAACAAAAGCUUGAAAUUAGAAGAGUUUCUGCGCCGACGAGCUCGCCUUCAAAGAGUCGAGGAAGAAAUCCGCAGGCGGAUUGUUCUGGGUUUCUUCGAUACUAUGUACUGGUCUAGAAGAUUCAGAAAGCAUCUUGAGAAAAAGAGAUCAGGGCGGAUGACCGCCGUCCCUAAUCUCGGCCCAGAGAUUUAUGUUGACGACGAUGAAGAAAUAGCGAAUCGAGCAAAAGCCAAGGCCAGUGCUAGAGCGUCAGAACGGCUGUCUCCCCAUGAUGGUGCACUUGAUGCUCGCAGUUCUUUUAUUGCUCACGGGUUGGAUGGGGCGCAAAGGCAUCGUCAUGCCGAGUCAUCCUCCAGUCUCGGGCCGUUUGGUACGUUUGGUGGCCCAUUAUCGCCCAGAAGUCCUCAAAGAUCACCCAAAUUAUCACCACAUCGUCCUACAAAUUCCGAUUUCAGCUUCGAAGCUGAUCAACAACUCUCUGCGCCCAAUUCGGCGAACGGUAGCCGACGCGGCAGCGAAGUCAGUGCUGAGAAUGUGCUUCAAGUUCUCGACAACUCGGCUUGGGGGGAGAGUAUCAGGCGCAGUUUUACUGUGAGACGACCAGAGCAGCACCGACGAGAAGGUCCCUGA
Molecule: messenger RNA, 6567 nt
Organism: Glarea lozoyensis ATCC 20868
Lineage: Eukaryota; Fungi; Ascomycota; Leotiomycetes; Helotiales; Helotiaceae
Product: Voltage-gated potassium channel
Exons: 4
Coding region: 1-6567 (2188 amino acids)
Biological process (GO): calcium ion import across plasma membrane
Cellular component (GO): voltage-gated calcium channel complex; membrane
Molecular function (GO): calcium ion binding; high voltage-gated calcium channel activity
Source: RefSeq, a predicted model, not a curated record